AUGAUAAAACCGAUACCGAAAACCGAAAUUACCGAACCGAUCGGUAUUGACUACCACAAUGUUCUCACCCGCAACAAUGAUAAUAACGAUGAGAGCGAGAAGAUCAUUGCUGAAGAUAACAACAAUAAUGAUGAUAUUUAUAGUGAUAAUGAUGAACAAGCAUUGGAUUUAACAGAGACUGGCAAAUAUAACCUUUAUGGUAAUUGGGAUGGACCAGUUAAUCCAAACUAUUGA
Messenger RNA from Rhizophagus irregularis DAOM 181602=DAOM 197198, 234 nucleotides. The record is from RefSeq and is a predicted model, not a curated record. Lineage: Eukaryota; Fungi; Glomeromycota; Glomeromycetes; Glomerales; Glomeraceae.